UUACACUCGUACCAAUUUGCUAGCUUGCGUCUACUAGCUAGCGGUCUGUUUAGUUGUGUGUGUGUGUUUGAUGUGGUGUGGAGGAAAGAGGAGAUGUGGUCAUUUUUUGCCAGAGAUCCUGUCAAAGACUUUGCCUAUGAAAUUCUGCCAGACUGUCAUGAGAAGUCUGGAAUAUGGACUCUACACCGGGGGAAGAGAAAGACCAAUGGCGAGCCGGUGUCGGUGUUUCUGUACGAGGUAGCGCAGGGGACAGAGCAGCAGACCCAGCUCGCCAAGGCUGCCUUCAAGCGUAUGAAGACACUGCGGCACCCAAACAUCCUGGCUUAUGUGGAUGGAUUGGAGACAGAGAAGAGCCUGUACCUGGUCACUGAGCAGGUGACUCCCCUGGCCAUCCACCUGAAGGCCCAGGCAGAGAAAGGGGGAUCAGGGGAACUGGAGGUCUCCUGGGGCCUGCACCAGAUAGUGAAAGCUCUGAGUUUCCUGGUCAACGACUGCCACCUGCUACACAACAACGUGGGUGUAUCGGCUGUCUUUGUGGAUCGAGCUGGGGAGUGGAAGCUCGGCGCCCUCGACCAUGUGGCCCCUGAGCAGGAGGACCCAACUGGGGUCUCCCUACCUACCCCCAAAGCUGUUUACCCAGACAUGGAGAGAUAUGACCCACCAGAGAUGUCCAAUAACACUGGAGAGAAAUGGGCGGGGGAGGUGUGGCGGCUGGGCUGCCUGAUCUGGGAGGUGUUCAACGGGACGCUACCUCGCACAUCCUCGCUCCGUUCACUCGGAAAGAUCCCCAAGGCCCUGGUUCCUCACUACUGCGAGCUGGUGGGGGCCAACCCCCGCGCCCGGCCAAACCCAGCCCGCUUUCUCCAGAACUGUAGAGCCCCCGGGGGAUUCCUCAGCAACAGCUUUGUGGAGAGCAACCUUUUCCUGGAGGAGAUACAGAUCAAAGAGCAGGCUGAGAAGCAGCAGUUCUUCCAGGAUCUAAGCGACAAUUUGGACUCCUUCCCCGAAGACUUCUGUAAACACAAGGUCCUGCCUCAGCUGCUCACCGCCUUCGAGUUUGGCAAUGCGGGAGCCGUAGUCCUGACACCGCUCUUCAAGGUGGGGAAGUUCCUGUCAGCAGAAGAGUACCAGCAGAAGAUCAUCCCUGUAAUCGUGAAGAUGUUCUCCUCCACAGACAGAGCCAUGAGGAUACGACUGCUGCAGCAGAUGGAGCAGUUCAUCCAGUAUCUGAACGAGGCAGCGGUCAACUCCCAGAUCUUCCCUCACGUUGUUCACGGCUUCACAGACACCAACCCUGCCAUCAGAGAGCAGACUGUUAAGUCCAUGUUGCUGCUGGCUCCCAAGCUGAAUGAGACCAACCUGAACCAGGAGCUGAUGCGUCACUUUGCCCGGCUGCAGGCCAGAGAUGAGCAGGGCCCGAUCCGGUGCAACACCACCGUCUGCCUGGGCAAGAUCGCCUCCUACCUCAAUGCCGGGACUCGCCAACGUGUUCUGAUUUCCGCCUUCUCUCGAGCCACUAAAGACCCGUUCCCCGCUUCACGCUCAGCCGGUGUGCUGGGCUUCGCCGCCACACAUAACUUCUACAGCGUAACAGAGAGUGCUUCCCGAAUCCUCCCCACCCUCUGCGCCAUCACUGUGGACCCCGACAAGAGUGUCAGGGACCAGGCAUUUAAGGCCAUCAAGAGUUUCCUUACCAAGCUGGAGACGGUUUCAGAAGACCCCACCAAGCUGGCAGAAAUAGAAAAGGAUGUAGCGUCGUGUGCUCAGCCUGCAGGAGCCUCUUCCACCUGGACCGGUUGGGCCGUGACGGGCAUGUCCACCAUCACUUCUAAACUCAUCCGCAACGCUCCAGGGACGGAAGGGGGUGCAGCCGCUGAGGACGGCGAGUCCACCAACGCCACCAGUCCGACCAGUGCCACUGAUGGAGCCUCGGCACCAGAUAAAACUCCUGAAUCCUCUGCGUCUCCCCCUGCUGCCUCUAAUCAUGCCAACCAAUCACCCACUCAUGAGGUAACGGACAAAAAUGAGGAGCCAAUAGGAGAUCGCUGGGAUGAGGAGGAGGAGGACUGGGGAAGUUUGGAGGAUUCAGAGAGGGCUCACACAGAGCCGGAUGACUGGAACACUGACUGGUCAGGGAUGACGGCGUCCAAAAAGAAAGCCAGUGACAAAGGAGUGGGCCGGUCGUCCUCCUCCAUGGUGGUGAAGAAGCAGAGCGCUGACUGGAGCAGCUCAGGCUGGGACGCGGACGAUAGCUGGUCCAACGAGAAGGAAGGGCCGGGUCAGAGCUCCGCGGGCGAGGAGGGCUGGGGCAACGACUGGGGGGAGGAGGACACAGACACGACUUUGACCAAUACAACGCUCCCCCAGCCCGAAGGAGUGCGGUUAGCCAGCGAGUACAACUGGGACAGCGGCAGCUCGGCCACCGUGGGAGCCAAUCAGAACGAUCUGUUCGCCAGCGUGUCCCAGAGAAACACAGCCGGCACUCCCACGACUGGAGAGGGCUGGGCUGCAGAGGCAGCAGGAGAAUGGGGAGCUGAGGAGAGCUGGGAGUCGGUGGAUGGAAACCAGGGAGGUCUCAGCAAGGCCGAGCUGUCCAAGAAGAAACGGGAGGAGAGGAGGAAGGAGCUGGAGGUGAAACGGGCAGAGCGCAAAGCUGCUAAAGGUCCUCUCAAAUUGGGCGCACGCAAGCUGGACUGAAGGGGCUGCACAGAGAGGUUUGAGGGCAAAGAGGACCAGAGAACAUGGACCAGAGUGACUGGGUGCCUGACAUUCCACAGACAGAGGACCGGGGUGGAGUGUGAGCCGCCAGAGGACUGGGCUUAAAGAUUAUCUGUCUUACUUCCUUCAGGAACUUACUGAUGAGUGAAGAAGCAUCAAUCCAGCGCUUUAUAAAUGCAUUGUGGAUGACAGAGCUUAAAAACAAAGAUACAGAAAAGUGGAAAAGCGCCACAGAGCAGCACUCCUACAAAAACGUCCCCUCCGUUUUAUCCCUUUUUCUUUUAAAUACAUAAAUCAUAAAGUUGUAAAGUAAAUGUAUAUACAUGGUGCAUCUGGUCUUAUAAUGAAAUGGCACUUUUCUUCUUUUUUUUAAUAACUGAGAAAUAUAUAUAUAACAGAAUCAAACCUGUAUUAUUAUGCUGAAUGUUUUUCAGUGAACACACACAUCAACACAUCAACACACACACACAUGCACACAUACACACAUACAGUGUAUAUGAAUGUUUUAGUUCAACUGUCACUAACUAUCUCAGAUGUAAGGCUUAAAAUGGAUCCCUGCAUGCUUUUGUGUAUUUGUGUGGCCUAACAAAUAUGUUCAUUUAACUUUGCACAUCCAACACUGUAUUUUACUGAACUGUCCUGACAGGAGACAUGUUUGACUGGUUUCAGAUCUGCAAAGGUGUCACAGGCCCUGCAGACACAUGAAGCAAAUACCUAGUUAGAUUGAUGCUGGUGAAUUGGUUUUAAAGUGAAAUCAAUUAACAUAAUGUUUACAUGCCUUUUCCUAUGGGUCCUAGUAGUGCUCUGGUGGAGGUUUUCCUAAAUCCAAAAAGUUUUAUUUUGAAAUGUUUUGAAGGAAUCUGUAUCAACCUUGAGGCAUCAUUUGAGGAAUUUAGAUGUACCUACCAAUUGUUGUUGACAGUAUUUGGUGUGCUAAUGGUAAAAGAGUUUUCUACAAGUUCCCUUAUACUCUUUUAUUUGUGCCUUUAAAAAAAACAAACAGAUCUGCUCUGUAGGAUCACAUCCAACAACAUAAGUUUUUAAUAGACAUUUCAAACUGAAAUGUCUUCCCAUCGACAGAUUUUGUGAUUUUAACGAACCUUUCCCCCAUAUUUCAUGCCUGUGUUGGAUGUGGUGUGUGAAGGUACACUGCCCUCACUCUUAAGGACCUACAUGAUGCCCAAAAGACACAAUCCGCAUCCAUUAUCAUUGGAGCUUAUGUCCUGGUAAGAAAUAUGUGAUUAGUUCAGGAAGACUGAGAAGUGUGAAUGCAACCUUUACUGAGAAUCUUGUAGCAUGUGAGCUGUUCUUAAAAUAAAUAUGAGGAAAAUGAA
This is a messenger RNA of Eleginops maclovinus (Patagonian blennie), 4052 nucleotides long. It is a transcript of the gene scyl1, whose product is annotated as SCY1-like, kinase-like 1. Bases 94 to 2697 code for a protein of 867 amino acids. Gene Ontology annotation, biological process: protein phosphorylation. The record is from RefSeq and is a predicted model, not a curated record. Lineage: Eukaryota; Metazoa; Chordata; Actinopteri; Perciformes; Eleginopidae. The transcript has 18 exons. Gene Ontology annotation, molecular function: ATP binding; protein kinase activity.